This is a messenger RNA of [Torrubiella] hemipterigena, 2491 nucleotides long. NCBI's taxonomy places the organism in Eukaryota, Fungi, Ascomycota, Sordariomycetes, Hypocreales, Clavicipitaceae. The record is from the annotation of a GenBank genome assembly.
GCCGACUUGGGUUUUCUAUGAUGCCACCACUUUUCCAUCUCCUCCACGCAAGACUGCGACGCUUGGAAUUAAACGGCAGUGCGAUACCAAUCGAGCAACAAGCCUAUUUCCAUAAUUUACACCUUCUAUUGUUGCGAUAAUUGCGCCGGGCCGGCAAAACCACUCCACAGCCGACAUCACCGACCGACAUAGCCGCGUACCCACCACGCACACACAAACCCUAAAGCCUGUUUCAUGCCAGGGCCUUAACUCGCCGUCUUGGUGAUAUUGCCGCAUAUUGCCUUUAUCUGAUCCGAUCUGACAAACGAACUUCCCCCCUGAUCUACCGGCUAUGCACGAGCGUAAGAGAGCUCGCCAGGCUUGCACUCAGUGCAAUUCGCGCCGAGUCAAGUGCAAUGUGACCGAGGCCGUCCCGUGCGACAAUUGCGUUGCCGCUGGCUGUAAGUGCGAGCUUCGGGAGUCGAGACGCGGCAAACAUCCUCGAACAAAGACGGCGCAGAAGCCUGGGAAGUCGACAACCGAACCGUCGAGUGUUGCGCGCAAGGACAGCAUAUCAGCGCAGUCUGUCAAAACGGCGCAGUACUCCCCCGAAGAAACAUCCCCAAUCGCUAGUAUCCCGCCGGCGGUGUUGGCUGCUACUACGCCAGCCGCGCAAUCUGUACGAGCUGCUUCGAUAAUUCAGGAUGACGAGCUCGGCCAGGCUUCGCUGGCGCUGGCGUCGCUGUGCAGAGGCACGCCGCAAGAUGCCGAUGUCUUCCUCGGCGAAUCGAAUUCCGUCCGAUACGUCGGGUCCGACGGCACGACGACCAAUGCCGCCCAGUUCCAUGCUAUACCUACGGAGGAGACGCAGUCUAUGAUGCGAUGGGAGACAGAGCGUCGAGAAGCCAUCAUCAACGAUCUGAAAUCACGACCCGACGGCCCCUUUUCGUUUCCCCCGAGACGCGUAGUCAUCUCCCUCCUCAAAGCGUACUUUCGAUGGUUUCAUACAUGUCAAGCAGUGGUCGACGAGACAGAUGUCUGGCAGCAGUUUGAGACGGGAAAUAUGUCGCCGCUGCUGCUGCAGUCGAUGUUGUUCGUGGCUGCUGUACACUGCGAAGACGCAGUUUUGACAGAAGGCAACCUGGGCAACAGGCACGAGGCCAAGUUCAAAUUUUAUAUGCGCGCACGAGACCUAUAUGACGCCGAUAUCGAAAACAAUAAUCUCAUUGUAAUACAGAGUCUGUUCCUCAUUAGCUUCUGGAGAGGUCAUGUCCCGCAGGAAAAGGACGUGCGCCACUGGCUAGGAGCAGCCAUCAGCCUUGCGCAGCGACGUGGUGUGCAUCGCUCAAAGCAGCUUUCCAAUCCUGGCUCAGCACCUACUGCUGCUGCUGAUCGGAUAAGCAAGUUGCGCAAACGCCUCUGGUGGUCCAUCUAUGUUCGUGAACGACAGGCAUCUGCUGCGCUAGGCUUGCCCAACCGAAUCCGCGACGAGGACUGCGACGUAGAGCCUCUAGAAGAAGCCGAUUUCCAGUAUACUUUCCAUGCUGGCAUGCCACUUCACGAAGCCCGCGACUACGUUGCGUAUGCUACUGGUAUGACCCAGCUCGCGCGGUUCCUCGGCGAGGUCGUCCACCGCAUCUAUCUUCCCAACAAAAGCUUCACACCCGCAGACCGUCUACAAAUGCGCGAUGAGUUGCUAGCUUGGAAACAGCAGCUGCCGCCGUCUAUGCAAGUCGGCGAUGACCUGGGCAGCCAAGCCGGCGGACUACACGCCAACAUGCUGCACCUCGCCUACAACAACGUCUUCAUCCUUCUCUACCGCAGCUGCUACGUCAACGGCUCCGGCGGCACAGAUGGCCAAGUUGCCCUGCAAGCUGCAGCACGCAACUCACGCAUCAUUGAAGAUAUCCUGCCGCGCGGCAUCCUUCGACACGCCCAGAUCCACGUCAUCACCAACCUGUUCAAUACGCUAUGCAUGCACACCAUCGAGCUGCGCCGUGGGCUCGGCACAGCAAAAGCCAUUGCUGAGCAUCGCGCAAAAGUAUGUCUCAUGGGUUUACAAGAGCUACAGCAAACAUGGGAAGUACGCAACUGGGUUCUACAGCUAUUCUUCCGAUACCUCGACCAGCCGACUGCCGCGCGCUUGCAAUCCGAUGUGGACGACAAUAGCAGCCAUACUCGCUCGCCGGCUGGAAACUUGGCCUUUGACUUUGGCGACUUUACGCGCACCGAUGUGCCCAAGAUGAACAUGACGAUUGCGCCGGACGUGGAUACUAUUUGGGCGUGGCCUAAUGAAGAGACGGAUCGGUUCCUGUUCUCACAGAUUUAUAAUGGAUUUUCUUAUGGCGAGGGAAGCUGGGGAAGCCCCAUGGAGCGGUUUAAUGCUUAAUAUUUGUUUCGUAUAUACGGGGCGUUUGGACGGCGUUCUUCUUUUGUACUAUACGGCGUACAUAUUAUCCAGCCCUUCGCAAGGGCUAUCAAUGAGCGAAUACAUGAUUUACAUUUCUUGAAU